CCGCCGGGCACCCGGGGCGAAGGCGGCUCGGGCUCGGGCUCGGGCUCCGAUGUGCUAGGUGUGGGCCGGCCCCCACCCCACCCUGACAAGUGACCAUGGAUCCUGGAGCCGGGCCAGAGUCAUCUCUGACUGUCAAUGAGCAGGUCAUCGUGAUGUCAGGCCACGAGACCAUCCGUGUGCUGGAAGUUGGAGUGGACGCCCAGAUCUCUGCCGAGGAGGAGGGCAAAGGGCUGGAGGGUGUGGCUGCUGAGGGCUCCCAGAGCAGAGACCCUGGCGAAGCUAGUGAACCUGCUGGUGAAGCCGGGCCAGACAACCCAGACUCCUCUGCAGAGGCACCUGUGAAGUCUCUGCCGGGGAUCCCUCCGAGCCCUGCCCCUGCUGUUGCCACCUUCAGCCAAGCCCCCAGCCAGCCUCAGGCCUCGCAGACCCUGGCUCCAUUAUCUGUACAGGCUGCCCCCCAGGUCUUGACUCAGGAAAACUUAGCCACAGUUCUGACAGGAGUUAUGGUUCCAGCAGGGGCAGUUACUCAACCUCUUCUUAUCCCCAUCAGUAUUGCAGGUCAAGUGGCUGGUCAGCAGGGGCUGGCCGUGUGGACAAUUCCUACAGCAACCGUGGCCGCCCUCCCAGGACUGACAGCUGCUUCUCCCACGGGGGGAAUUUUCAAGCCACCUUUAGCCGGUCUGCAAGCAGCCGCUGUGCUGAACGCCGCCCUCCCGACUCCCGUACAAGCUGUCCCGCCGCCGGCACAGGCCUCCUCACCCAGCCAGCCCCGGCCAGCAGCCCAGCCCCAGACGCUGUUCCAGACCCAGCCGCUGCUGCAGACCGCGCCUGCCAUUGUCCCGCAGCCCACUGCUGCCACCGCUACUGCCCCCACGCCCAAGCCGGUGGACACCCCCCCACAGAUCACCGUCCAGCCCGCGGGCUUCGCGCUGAGCCCAGGAAUUAUCAGUGCCGCUUCCCUCGGGGGACAGACCCAGAUCCUAGGUUCCCUCACUACCACUCCGGUCAUUGCCAACGCUAUUCCCAGCAUGCCGGGGAUCAGCAGUCAGAUCCUCACCAACGCUCAGGGACAGGUUAUCGGAGCCCUUCCGUGGGUAGUGAACUCGGCUAGCGUGGCAGCCCCAGCACCAGCCCAGAGCCUGCAGGUCCAGGCUGUGACGCCCCAGCUGUUGUUGAAUGCCCAGGGCCAGGUGAUUGCAACCCUGGCCAGCAGCCCCCUGCCUCCGCCCGUGGCUGUCCGGAAGGCAAGCACGCCUGAGUCCCCUGCUAAGAGUGAGGUACAGCCCAUCCAGCCCACGCCAGCCGUGCCCCAGCCUACGGUGGUCAUCACCAGCCCAGCCCCAGCGGCCAAGCCUUCUGCCUCUGCUCCCAUUCCAAUCACCUGCUCUGAGACCCCUACUGUCAGCCAGUUGGUAUCCAAGCCACAUACCCCAAGUCUGGAUGAGGACGGAAUCAACUUGGAAGAGAUCCGGGAGUUUGCCAAGAACUUUAAGAUCCGACGGCUGUCCCUGGGCCUCACGCAGACUCAGGUGGGUCAGGCUCUGACUGCCACGGAAGGCCCAGCCUACAGCCAGUCAGCUAUCUGCAGGUUCGAGAAGCUGGACAUCACGCCCAAGAGUGCCCAGAAGCUGAAGCCAGUGCUGGAAAAGUGGCUGAAUGAAGCCGAACUCCGGAACCAGGAGGGGCAGCAGAACCUGAUGGAGUUUGUGGGAGGUGAGCCCUCCAAGAAACGCAAACGCCGCACCUCCUUCACCCCCCAGGCCAUAGAGGCCCUGAAUGCCUACUUCGAGAAGAACCCACUGCCCACAGGCCAGGAGAUCACCGAGAUUGCUAAGGAGCUCAACUAUGACCGGGAGGUGGUGCGGGUCUGGUUCUGCAAUCGGCGCCAGACGCUCAAGAACACCAGCAAGCUGAAUGUCUUUCAGAUCCCUUAGGGCUCAGCCCCCAGCCCUGCGUUCCAGCACUUUGUACUUCUCCCUUGGCACCUGGCUGCAGCCACCGCCGUGACAGCACCUGUCACAGUGUGGCGUGCAGCUGUGCUUGUCCUGGGUCUCGAGACUCCACCGUGUGCAUGUGUGUCCACUGCCUCCCUCCUCUCCUCCACGUAUCUCACAGCAUGGGGAGGGCAGAGGGGCCCACCGGAGAGCUGCAGGCUCGGGCCGGUCAUGCCAAGGGACCCCUCCCUCACUUAAAGAAGCACUUUGCUAAUGUGGUUUUCGAAGGGUGAAUUCUGGUUGGGAACCAGACACCCCCUCCCCACCCCGUCCUUGGGGCAGGGCUACCACAGCCCCCGAAGGACCCCUGGCCAUUAGCUCUUG
Neomonachus schauinslandi (Hawaiian monk seal) is the source of this 2318-nucleotide messenger RNA. RefSeq names its product POU class 6 homeobox 1 (gene POU6F1). The record is from RefSeq and is a predicted model, not a curated record. NCBI's taxonomy places the organism in Eukaryota, Metazoa, Chordata, Mammalia, Carnivora, Phocidae. Gene Ontology annotation, biological process: regulation of transcription by RNA polymerase II. The transcript is spliced from 11 exons. Bases 96 to 1934 code for a protein of 612 amino acids. Gene Ontology annotation, molecular function: DNA-binding transcription factor activity, RNA polymerase II-specific; RNA polymerase II cis-regulatory region sequence-specific DNA binding.